AUGCAGACUGCUUUUACAAAUGUUUGUGAAAGACUGUGCAAUAAAUCCAUCCGUGAAAUUUCCUUGCUACUAAAGUUUCCAUGGUCAACUGUUAGUGGUAUUAUAACAAAGUGGAAUCGACUGGGAACAGCAACUCAGCCACGAAGUGGUAGGCCACGUAAAAUAACAGAUCACGGUCAGCGCAUGCCGAAGCGCACAGUGCGCAGAAGUCACCAACUGUCUGCAAAGUCAAUAGCUAAAGACCUUCAAACUUGGUGUGGCCUUCAGAUUAGCACACAACAGUGCAUACAGAGCUUCAUGGAAUUGGUUUCCAAGGCCGAGUAGCUGCAUCCAAGCCUUACAUCACCAAGUGCAAUGCAAAGUGUCGGAUGCAGUGGUGUAAAGAACACCGCCACUGGACUCUAG
Staurois parvus is the source of this 405-nucleotide messenger RNA. Lineage: Eukaryota; Metazoa; Chordata; Amphibia; Anura; Ranidae. The record is from the annotation of a GenBank genome assembly.